Gadus macrocephalus (Pacific cod) is the source of this 1740-nucleotide messenger RNA. It is a transcript of the gene ppil2, whose product is annotated as peptidylprolyl isomerase (cyclophilin)-like 2. The transcript is spliced from 20 exons. Lineage: Eukaryota; Metazoa; Chordata; Actinopteri; Gadiformes; Gadidae. The record is from RefSeq and is a predicted model, not a curated record. Gene Ontology annotation, cellular component: catalytic step 2 spliceosome. Gene Ontology annotation, molecular function: ubiquitin-ubiquitin ligase activity; peptidyl-prolyl cis-trans isomerase activity. The coding region runs from base 142 to 1719 and encodes 525 amino acids. Gene Ontology annotation, biological process: protein polyubiquitination; protein folding; protein peptidyl-prolyl isomerization.
UGAAAAAACACACGAAGAAGUCAUCUUAUCGCGACGCGCGACGCGUACCAGAAUAUAAACACUGCAUACAGUUCAUAGUCAUUAUCCAAAGUUUAUAACAACAAAAAGGACGUAGUUGGGGUCUAACUACAGAGUGUCAAAAUGGGGAAACGCCAACAUCAGAAAGAUAAAAUGUAUAUAACCUCUUCGGAGUACACAAAUUUCUAUGGAGGAAAGCGCGCAGAAAUUCCCCAGGCGGAUUUUAGACGACUUCCAUUCGACCACUGCAGCUUGUCCCUCCAACCAUUUGAGUAUCCAGUUUGUACCGAGGAAGGAGUGGUCUUUGACCUACUGAGCAUUAUCCCUUGGAUUAAGAGGUACGGCACCAACCCCAUCUCAGGAGAGAAGCUGGAAGUAAAGUCCCUCAUCAAACUAACCUUCGCAAAGAACGCUGAUGGGAAGUACCAUUGUCCAGUGCUGUUCAAUAUCUUCACCAACAACUCUCACAUUGUUACCAACAAGGUCACCGGCAAUGUGUUCUCCAAUGAGGCGGUGGAACAGCUCAACAUCAAGACCAAGAGCUACAGAGAUCUCCUCACUGACGAGCCCUUCACCAGAAAAGACCUGAUCACGUUACAGGAUCCCACCCAUUUGGAUAAAUUCAACGUGUCCGACUUCUUCCAUGUGAAGAAUAACCUCAAGGUGUUGGACCCGGAUGAGGAGAAGGCCAAGCUGGACCCAGGCUACCACCUGAACAGCACCAACCUGGAGACCCGGGAGACUCUGGCCGAGCUAUACAGGGACUACAAGGGGGACACGCUGCUGGCCGCCACCAUGAAGGAGCCCACCGUCAAGAAGACAGACAAGCUCAACGCGGCUCACUACUCCACAGGCAGAGUGUCGGCCUCCUUCACCUCCACAGCCAUGGCACCUGCCACCGUACACGAAGCAGACGCCAUCGCAGACGACACCGUGCGCUACAAGUACGUGAAGAAGAAGGGCUACGUUCGCCUCCACACCAACAAAGGGGACAUCAAUCUGGAGCUGUACUGUGACAAGGUUCCAAAAGCUGGGGAGAACUUCACCCGUCUGUGUAAAAAAGGCUACUACGACGGGACCGUUUUCCACAGGUCGAUCAGGAACUUCAUGAUUCAAGGAGGGGAUCCCACAGGAACCGGCACAGGAGGGGAGUCCUUCUGGGGGAAGCCCUUCAAGGAUGAGUUCCGCCCCAACCUGUCCCACACUGGCAGGGGUGUGCUGAGCAUGGCCAACUCCGGCCCCAACACCAACAAAUCCCAGUUCUUCAUCACGUUCCGCUCCUGCCCCUACCUGGACAGGAAGCACACCAUAUUUGGAAGGGUGGUGGGAGGAUUUGAGGCACUCACGGCCAUGGAGAACGUGGAGGCCGACCCAAAGAGCGACAAGCCUAAGUCUGAGAUUAAACUGCUGACCGCCAGCGUGUUUGUGGACCCUUACGAGGAGGCGGACGCACAGAUCGCGGCCGAGCGUCAGCAGGAGAUCCAGAAGCAGGAGGACGAGAGGCAGGAGACCAGCGGUGCCCAGAGGAAGGCCAAAGAGGACCAGGCGCCCAAGACCUUCAAACAGGGCAUCGGGAAGUACAUCAACCCUGCCCCCGCCAAGCGGCCAGCCGCCACAGACGACAGCGGCCCUUCCACCAGCGGCUCUACGGCUAAGAAGUCAAAGGGGAAAACCAACUUUGGCAACUUCAGCGGCUGGUAGCCCACACAACGGCUCAUGUCU